This is a messenger RNA of Musa acuminata AAA Group (dessert banana), 1006 nucleotides long. RefSeq names its product ethylene-responsive transcription factor ERF022-like. The transcript has a single exon. Gene Ontology annotation, molecular function: DNA-binding transcription factor activity; DNA binding. Gene Ontology annotation, biological process: regulation of DNA-templated transcription. The record is from RefSeq and is a predicted model, not a curated record. Lineage: Eukaryota; Viridiplantae; Streptophyta; Magnoliopsida; Zingiberales; Musaceae. Bases 318 to 899 code for a protein of 193 amino acids.
UCGAUCAAACAGAAGCGUAGACGAGAGAUGUUCGAUGAAUUGACCCACCGGAGAGAACUCCCCGGGCAAUUCGACAAACACGUUAUGCCCUAUCGGUGGAAGCCAGUUCGAUCCAGCUGUCUCACGGCGAUGCUGCCCUCUCGGUGACGCACUGCAUGCAACAAAUCCAAGAUUUUGUGUCGAGUGAGAAUUAUGAAUGUACGCUGGUCUGAGGACAGCGAUCGGUGGAUUCGGAUGUCGUCGUGUAAAUCCACUGAACCUGUAUCCAUCUUACGUAGUUACUUGGAAGCUCGCUUCGCUUCUCCCGUUCCCUAUAUAUGCUUUCCUCGGACACGCUCAUGAUCUCAUGUUGUGCAUCGGUUCCCUCCUCGUCGUCCAAGUACGUUAGCAGUGUGCCGAUGGAGCAUUUGGAGGAGACGAGAGCGGAUGGGGGAGUGCAUUAUCGAGGGGUGAGGAAGAGGAAGUGGGGCAAGUGGGUGUCCGAGAUCCGGGAGCCCGGGAAGAAGACCAGGAUCUGGCUGGGGAGCUUCGAGUCGGCGGAGAUGGCGGCGGUGGCGCACGACGUGGCGGAGCUGCGGCUCCGGGGCCGGGACGCGCAGCUCAACUUCCCGGAGUCGGUAGACCAGCUGCCGCGGCCCCGGAGCUCCGACCCCCAGGACAUCCGGUCGGCGGCGCUCGACGCGGCCGCGAGGCUCCGGUGCAGGACCGUCGCCACCGCCAGGGCCGGGAUAGCGCCGGCCUUGGAGCGGCUGGGCAACGACGAGCUCGGCCUCGACUCGCCCAAGAUGUGGUUGGAGCUGGCGGAGGCGCUGCUGCUCAGCCCGCCCGUCUGGAGCAGCGAGGCGAGCGAGGUGGAGGAGUGGGAACCCCAUGGAUCCUUGUGGGAUCCCUUCCUGUAAUCCAUCGUACGUUCCCCUCGUAACGAUUACCUCAUCGGCUGACACCCUCGAUUUUAACGAGGAUGAUUCACGCGCAGAUGAUUAAGAACAACAUAUCAUUCGAAGCA